AUGAGAAAGUCGACGACCGCAACCCCCAGGUAUUCCAGCUCUGGCUCCAACUCCAGGACCUCCGCCUCCCAUUCCAGGAGCUCCGGCUCCGGCUCCAGCUCGCGGAAUGCUCGGGCCCCCACGGCGCAUGGGUCCACGGCUAGGUCGGGUGGUGGCAGCGGCGGCGGCGGCGGCCCCGUCAACCAGCGGUACCCGCUCAACUGCUGGCACUGCAAGAUGAACCUCGACGUCUCCACCUACGUCUGCCCUGGCGUGGACUGCGGCGUCCGGCCCUUUAUGGCGUGCGGAUACCCGGGCUGCAGUCCCAACGCUCCGCGCCAUGUCCCACACUCAUUUUAG
Chaetomium globosum CBS 148.51 is the source of this 339-nucleotide messenger RNA. RefSeq lists its product as uncharacterized. The transcript has a single exon. The record is from RefSeq and is a predicted model, not a curated record. Lineage: Eukaryota; Fungi; Ascomycota; Sordariomycetes; Sordariales; Chaetomiaceae. Bases 1 to 339 code for a protein of 112 amino acids.